AUGGUGGAAGAAGUCCUCCGUCGAGGUGAGAUCCUGUACUGGCAGGACGUCGCCGAGUGGGUAACAGCGGAACGCGCGAAGGUUGACAUGGAGGAGUUACAAGGGAGAUACCCAAGAAAAAUCGUCCGGGCCUUGUUUUCAAGCAUCGAGGAGUCCGGGACUUCACGCUUGGUCAGUCAAGAGCCAGCACAAGGAGACGCACGCGAGCGGGAACUCUUCCUCUUCCCAAAAACCCUUGGGGACGAGCAUCUCGUUGACUUAAUGCUGCGUGCUCGCCGUAAUGCACCCGUACAGCCACCACCCAGCCAGCUAGCGGAAAAGGGCGGGUCUCUCAAGUCGAUCCUGGAGCAAGUCGACAAGGACAAGGAGGACGCAGACGCAAGGAUGUCCGUCGUGCGGGCAGCUGGUAGAAUUGUUCGAGCCGACGUGGCGAGUGAGCCUGCCCUGAAGAACACCCCCGGGACACGCGAGAAGCAUCGCUACGCCGAUGAGUUGGACAUGAAAGUAAAGCAACCCAGAGAGACUCUGCUAUCUGCGUUUCCUCCGGCCUUGGUUGGGUUAUACCAAAGCAUGACGGACAUGGCACUGUAUCGCGAGAUCAUCGCAUCGGAGACCGAACAUCCUCGAAAGCCCUGGGUAUGGGAGACCGCAGGGCGAGACGGACGGCACCCUACCACCUCGGGCGACUCGGAGGGCGAGGACGGUGAUGGAGAAAAGAAGAACGACGUCAGUCAAGGAGAAGUGACAGUGUCGUUAGGGCCACGAACCGAGGAACAGGCCAGGCAUAUCGACAGCCUUAACCGCGGUAGGCGAUCUACGCAUCGUAGGCUUCUAUUGAUGUGUACGGUGGUGGUGAAGGCAAUUUUGUGUGGUCGGCACAUGGGUUCGCACAACAUCAAAGGGGCUCAGUGGGCAAAGUCUAGGGGAGCCGGGGAUCUCUUACGGUGGAGGACGUCAUUCUGGGGCCGGAGCGGGACCGGGAGGACGGAGCACGGCGGUAUAACGAGUUUCCGGCGGAACUCUACCGCGGCGUAUUCACUGAGGCGCGGAACAACUCCGACAGGUCUGCGGCAGACACAUGCGUCGAGUCUGAACUCCGCAAGGUAA
Molecule: messenger RNA, 1107 nt
Organism: Ectocarpus sp. CCAP 1310/34
Lineage: Eukaryota; Phaeophyceae; Ectocarpales; Ectocarpaceae
Source: the annotation of a GenBank genome assembly